Solenopsis invicta (red fire ant) is the source of this 3220-nucleotide messenger RNA. RefSeq lists its product as uncharacterized. The record is from RefSeq and is a predicted model, not a curated record. The coding region runs from base 829 to 1974 and encodes 381 amino acids. NCBI's taxonomy places the organism in Eukaryota, Metazoa, Arthropoda, Insecta, Hymenoptera, Formicidae. Gene Ontology annotation, cellular component: dystrophin-associated glycoprotein complex; sarcolemma. The transcript is spliced from 8 exons.
AAGAGAUUUUUAUUUUUUGACAUUAAAAAACAAAAGAACAAGAAAAUGUUUCAGUACGUAUUAUAUGGCAAUUUUUUUAUGAGUGUCUUUAAUACAUAAAAUUAAACAUUUUUACUUUGUUGAAUGUUGCUCGAGUUAACACUAUUUUAAAUGUAUUAUUAAAAUGCUGUCGUAAGUUAUUUUGCUUCCAUGACUUCGUUUUAUACCUUGGAAAUAAAUGGUUUAGUUGUCACGCUGCGCAUCACGAUUAUGAUAUUAUAAUACUUUAUUUUAUAAUAUUUGCAAAUACUGAUUUACUGUUGUUUAUGGUAUAACAAAAGAAUCAUAUUGUAUCAAAAAUAUAUAUGGGAACUGCAAUACUGUAAAGAAAUACAUAUAUAUUACAUGUUAUACAAAAAAUACAAUUGCGACAUAUUAAUCGUAUUAUUAUUAUCGGACUCGUACAAAAACAGUUUUGUGACACAAACGAGACGAAUACGAUGAAAAUCGAAUUUAAUCGCUAUUUGCCGUUUUAAAUUUAUCUUCAACGGUAAACAAAUUAGUAAUAUUUAGUGAAAUGUAUAAUAAAACAGAUAAUAUUCACACAUAAUUACAAGAUGAUAGCGUGAUAAUCAAAUAAGUGCUUGUAAGAUUGAAAAGUUUAACCGCGAUAUCCAUGUGUAAUUUUUUAUCAUUAACAAGGAAACCUGCACAGUUGUUAAUCAAUUCAAGUUACACAGUGUUUUAUCGAUCCGCCGGAAGUGGAGGAAGAAGGGAGAGUGACCUACGGAGGACGUCCUAUGGUUGCGCGCGCAUCCCUUAAGAAUAUUGUCACACGGCACACGCAAGAUGCAGACCGACGAAGAGAUUCAGUACGCGCCGAGAAGCCGGCCGGUGAGCUUUUACGAUAAUUACAAGGACGUGAUGCCGCCUUGUGUCACUUCCACCAUGAGUGUGGACAAUUUGAACCAGGUUCGUGAUGGCAAUGACACAUCCGCCGUAUCUCAAAGCAACAACAAUAAUAACAGCAUUAACAAUAGCAACAAUAACAACAACAACAAUAGGGUCAGUAGCGCCGUUAGCGCGGGCAACGUAUCAAAGAUUCACACUGCCAAAGUCACGGGUGCGGUGUCAACCGGAAACAUUGGGCGUAUUUGCCGCGGCGACAAAGAGAAGGAACUCGGUCGGGCGCCAUCGAUGGCCAACUGCUUAUCAACCACUGUUCCUGUCAAUCUGGCAGCUUCUCAAAUAGCCGGCCGACAUACGCCCACGAGAAAUUCUUUGAGGCACAGCCGGAUGAUCGUGAUGCAUCGGACCGGUCAUCGCCCGGAAAAAAUUUUACCUCCUUUGAUCUAUCAUCGACGAUUAGCUCGAUGUCUGGCGGCAUUACAGACUAUCCUCGGCGUUGCGGUGAUUUCCCUAUCAUUAUGGUUGUUGCUUUGGGCAUCACACCUGCCGGUCAUGGACAAUCCGUAUUGGAGCGGCAUGCCCCUCUUGAUAUCCGGAAGCUUCGGAAUUAGCCUUUUAUGCUGUUUCAAAAAGGAAUAUCCUGCUUUGACUUCUGGACUUUGUCUUUCCGCCACAAAGGUAGUUAGCAUGUUUUUGGCGGUCCUAGCCACCAUCGCAUGUGUGAGUGCGUGCAUAUUCUCCGCGAUGCACUUGUCACGUCUCAUGGGACUGGAAUGCACUCCGGCGCGAGUAUUAAAUGCCACGUGUGUGUGCAGACCACGAGGCGAACCACCUGAUUCGCUCGAAAAUGCAAUCAGAUACAUGGAUCUUAAUUGCCCCGAAGUAGAAAAUAUCCUAACGAUCUUGCUCAUCUUCUCGUGCACUUGCAACGGACUAGGCGCUUUGGUGUCGGGAUGGUAUAGUUAUCUCCACUGGAGCACGCGAUACAAAAGGCCAAAGUACACGCAGGUUAGGACCAAUACCAUUUCCAUGAACAAUAAAUUUAGUAGUAGACCGAUCUACAAACUGAACCUGGAGGAACGAUGAUGUUCGCAGAUGUUAUUAUGAUCAAAACGCUUCCAUUUUGUCGUAGCCCAUCAAUAUCUUCCACUAUGAUUACUAUUGCGCUCAAUUAUACUUGUGUAAAGAAAUGUGAACUGUUAUAAAUGAACUUUAUUUUGUAUUAAUUUAACAGUUGACAAGCAAAAUUAUUUUGAUAGAUGCAAAAUAUUAGAUUAUACUUUAAACACAUCAAGAGGCGCGGUCGCGUCUCGCUCUAUGUUUUUCUCUUUGAAUGAACAAAGUGAAAGAGACCAAACCUCUUUUACGCGAGUCAACGAAUUCAAGUAUAACGAGAUUAUCAGAUCUUAGCAACGGCUGAACUGUUCAAGUUCAAAGUAGUCUCAAUCGAUAGCUUGGGAAAAAUUUUUGAUAUACACGCAAGGAAAAAGUAAAAAUGUAAUCUUUACAAAGAAACGAAAAAUGACGAGCUCGAAUUGUCCUAGUAUAAAUAGUAAUUGUAAUUUUAUAAGUAAUAAAUUAAAUAUCUAUAUUAGUAUGUAAUAAAUUUACGUAUUAAGUACGUAUAUUUGUUAUACGUAUUAAUAUAUUUAUUAUUAAUUAUUGUAUUAAUGACAUAAUAAUAUUAUAAUGAUCAUAUCAAUAAGAUACGUUAUAUGUUAAUAACGCUCAUUUUUGUAUUAUGUGGAGGCUCAGUAUUUGUUUAAAUGUUAUGUGUGUAUUUAUGUGUGAAUGAGUGUUUCGGUAAUACGUUUGCCUUUCAAUAUGAAAGAUAUUUGCGAAAACGAAUGAAGACUAUGAAUUAAUUUACGUAUAUUAAGAUUAAGAUUUAUAAAUAAAUCUAGAAUACCUCAGGCAGCUACUGGAAUAAUGUAAUAUUAAAAAAUUUUGUAUUUACUUUUUGUACGACGUGUAAGCUGUGUUUAGUAAAAUAAUAUCAAUUGAGAAUGUCAUGAAUUGAUGAAAAAUAAAUCUGUGACAAGUAAAUUUAAUAUAUUAAAUUAUACACGUUAUUCUUACUGACUGCUACGUCUUAUCUUAUAAUUGCUUAAAUUAUAGGUAUAAAGCAUAUUAUGACAAAAGAGUAAAGAAAGAAAUAUUAGAAAAUGUAUGCUAUACAAUUCUAUUUGCUUCUACUAUUAAUAUAAAUUCUCUGUACUACAAUAUUGUUUUUAAAUUCAUAAAUUUUAUUUGUAUAUUCAUGAAUUAACUAAUACGUUUUACACACAUUGCAACUUUAUAAAUGUUAAUAAAAAUGCCAUUAAAAAUUGUA